Molecule: messenger RNA, 1331 nt
Organism: Ziziphus jujuba (common jujube)
Lineage: Eukaryota; Viridiplantae; Streptophyta; Magnoliopsida; Rosales; Rhamnaceae
Product: probable xyloglucan endotransglucosylase/hydrolase protein 8
Exons: 4
Coding region: 195-1109 (304 amino acids)
Biological process (GO): cell wall biogenesis; xyloglucan metabolic process
Cellular component (GO): apoplast; cell wall
Molecular function (GO): xyloglucan:xyloglucosyl transferase activity; hydrolase activity, hydrolyzing O-glycosyl compounds
Source: RefSeq, a predicted model, not a curated record
AAUGCCAUAGCCAAAAUAAUUAAUCAGACAAUGAAAUGUCAAACAUGGUUUCCAGUUUUACCCUUUUCCCCUAAGAACAAUGUGUUUUCAAAUACCUAUGAUUUAAUGCACAUCUCCUUCACAAGGAUUCAGCUGAGAGAAUUAAGACUACUCCCCCACCCCCAUUCUCAGUCUCCGAAGUCUUUGCAGCCAACAUGGAAAGAAGGGUAGUAUCCCGAAAACCGAUUCUUCUUUCCAUUGCACCAGUACUUCUGGUAUUGGCUGUUUUUUCUUCCUCAUUAUCUGAAGCAGCCGAUUCAAAAGCAUCUUUCGAAGAUAAUUUCGAUGUAACAUGCCCCGUGGAUCAUUUUACAACUUCUGAAGACCGCCAGAUCUGGUAUCUGUCCCUAGACCAAAAAGGAGGUUGUGGGUUUAAAACAAAACAAAGUUACAGAUUCGGGUGGUUCAGCAUGAAGCUCAAGUUGGUCGGAGGUGACUCUGCUGGUGUAGUUACGGCUUAUUAUAUGUGCUCGGAAAAUGGAGCAGGACCAGAGAGAGACGAGGUAGAUUUUGAGUUCUUGGGGAAUAGGACAGGGGAGCCCUAUCUGAUUCAGACAAAUAUUUACAAGAAUGGUACUGGAGGCCGUGAGAUGAGGCACGUGCUCUGGUUUGAUCCCACCGAGGACUACCAUUCAUAUUCAGUUCUGUGGAACAACUGGCAAAUUCUGUUCGUUGUGGAUGGAGUACCAAUGAGGGUGUACAAGAACAAUGGGAAAGAGAACAAUUUCUUUCCAAACCAGAAACCGAUGUACUUGUUCUCGAGCAUAUGGAAUGCGGAUGACUGGGCCACAAGAGGUGGGUUGGAGAAGACAGACUGGAAGAAAGCUCCAUUUGUGUCGUCGUAUAAGGAUUUCGAUGUGGAUGCUUGCCAAUGGGAAGACCCUUACCCUGCUUGCGUGUCAACCACCACUGACCACUGGUGGGAUCAAUAUGAUGCUUGGCAUCUCUCUGAUGCUCAGAAACUUGAUUACGCUUGGGUCCAGAGAAACCUUGUUAUUUAUGACUAUUGCUCGGACACUGAAAGGUACCCAACUUUGCCAGAAGAGUGUUCGCUCAGUCCAUGGGAUUGAUCCACCACACAGAUUUUUUUUUUUUCAAUUGAAUUUUGAAUCAAUUAUAAGAUGUGUACUGUUGAGAAAUUAUUGUUUCUUUUUAUUUUUAUUUAUUUUUUAUUUUUUUAAAGGUCUAUUAUAUUUGUUAAAUCCAAUUAUGUUUAGUCCAAAUAUCAUUCAACUUCUAGUGUAAAAAAAAAAAAAAAAAAAAAAAAAAAUUGAUAAAAAUAUUUUCUUCUU